This is a messenger RNA of Bacillus rossius redtenbacheri, 9786 nucleotides long. RefSeq names its product TBC1 domain family member 23 (gene TBC1D23). The record is from RefSeq and is a predicted model, not a curated record. Gene Ontology annotation, cellular component: trans-Golgi network. NCBI's taxonomy places the organism in Eukaryota, Metazoa, Arthropoda, Insecta, Phasmatodea, Bacillidae. The transcript has 13 exons. Gene Ontology annotation, biological process: retrograde transport, endosome to Golgi. The coding region runs from base 116 to 2149 and encodes 677 amino acids.
ACUGACGGAAACAGUUGACAAUCGCUAUUAGACGUGCCAGUCGAGAACGAGAUCUCGGGUCUGCAGAUUAUGAUUUGAAAGACAGUUUGUGGUUAUUUGUUACCAUCAUGAUAAAAUGGCAAUAGACGGAGAUGAUAAUACGUGGACGGUGGACUUGGAGACGGCCCUGCUGGAAGACUGCUCGGCUGCUGCCAUCUACAACAUCUGCAAGGGGCGCAGCGUGCCGGAGGCCGUCCGGGCGGAGGUGUGGCAGGCCUGCCUAGAUGUGCAGAACAAGGGCAACCAGAUGCUGCUCUUCAAUGACAUCUUCGACCUUCCCGAGCAGUCUGUCCUGCGGGACGACUGCAACCAGUUCGUUGCGAACCUGGGCAACGACGAAGAGGACAAGGUGUCCGUGGUGUCGGACCUGGAGUCGGUGCUGACGCACUACUGCAAGUCGAGCAGCGCCCGGUACGAGCGGGGCAACGGCUGGGUGGAGAUCCUGCUGCCACUCAUCGCGCUCAAGCUGCCUCGCUGGCACACCUACAACCUGUUCCAGGCCAUCAAGCACAGAUACGUGCCCAGGAGCUGCAAGAAGAAUGGCCCGGUGUUUCAUCUGUUCCGGUUGCUGCUGCUUUACCAUGACCCGGAGCUGUGCUCCUUCCUAGACACCAUGAGGAUCACCCCGGACCUCUAUUGCCGCCCGUGGUUCCAGUCGCUGUUCGCAGCAACAUGCAGUCUGCCGGCCGUGCUCUGCAUGUGGGACCUGUACUUCCAGCAGGCAGACCCCUUCUUCGUGUUCUUUCUCGCCCUCGUCAUGAUCUUCAACGCCAGGGAGCAGAUAUUUAGCAUGAAGGGUGAACCAAAGCAAGUGCUAGUGGAUACCUUAGCGGCCAUGCCUUGUGCUCUGGAGGCGGAUGAUGUGACUGACUUCUGUUCAUUGGCCCAGUAUUAUGCGUUAAAGACUCCAUGCUCUUUCAAGGAGAACUUGUGCGACGUGCUGUUCUGCCACGGGGACAGCCUGGAGCAGGAGGCGGAGUCCCGCAGCCUGUCGCAGGCCCUCUGCCUGCCCGUCUCCGCCCACGAGCUGGUGGAGAACACGGCCGGCGCAGAGCUGGUCCCGGACUCUCUGCGCUUCUUCCUCGUGGACUGCCGGCCCGCGGAGCAGUACAACGCCGGCCACCUGCCCACUGCCUUCCACCUCGAUUGCAACCUGAUGCUGCAGGAGCCGGCUGCCUUCCUGACGGCCGUGCAGGGGCUGCUGUCUGCGCAGCGACAAGCCCUGGCCGCGCGCUCCGCGGCCGGCGGCGAGCACCUGUGCUUCCUGGGCUCGGGCCGGCUCGAGGAGGACCAGUACACCCACAUGGUGGUCGCCAGCUUCCUGCAGAAGCACACGCACUUCGUCAGCAUGCUCUCCGGCGGCUACAUGGCUAUCCACGAGUACCUGGACAAAGAUGUUGGUAUCAGCUUGGAGGACCACAGCCCUCAGCGCUGUGUGGUGUGCGUUGCGGAUGCUGCGAGUGAAGAUUCUGAAAGCAGCAAGCCCAACCACACUGGCUCCUCUGACAUCUUUGGCAAACUGAGCGCGGCAGUGAAGCUGAAGUCGGCGGAGGUGAAAGGUAAACUAUUCGACUACAUAGUGAACCCGACGGGCAGCGGGAAUGCGGAGCGGCACGUCAGCAGCUCAGACAAGCUGGGCAAGCGAUACCGCAACCUCGCACCCGUCUUCAGCAUCGACGACGACCAGGAGGGAGACGCUACGAGUGUGGUAGGCGGGCCGGAGGUUGAUGAGCACCACGAAGUGGUCUCGAUUGACACGUGGCUCAACAAACCAGACGUUAUUGAGGCCUUCAGGUGCCACGAGGUCAAGAUGAAUGGCUACAUGUACGACAGCCACCUGCUGGUGACGGAGAGCCACGUGUUCGUGCUGCGCGACAUCCCGGGCCGGAGGGGCUCCGCCCACAUCGUGGUGCGGCGGCCGCUCUCCGCCAUCGUGAAGAUCACCUCCAGGAAGAAACACCCGGAGCUCAUCACCUUCAAGUACGGCGCGCCGGAGGGUGACAACCUGGUCAUCUCCGACAUGGACAGGUUUCUGAUCCCUGAUGCAGUUAAAGCCACGAGCCUGAUAUCGCAGCAGAUCAUGAAGCAGUCCAAGUCAUCGGAAGGCUGAUGACGACUGUUGGUGAGCCGCGCGCUGAAGAGGAGAAUCACUGGCUGAAGCAGCCUUGUCCUGAGUGCGUGUCGUGGUGGCUAGUGGUGUCGAGGUGGCAACACCUUGUUCAUCUUGGGCUUUUGGUAGAUCCAUAACCCUCGUCAUUUACGAUGGACUACCAAUGGUUGAAACCAGGCCUAUUUCAGACAGUCUUCAUGUUAAUUUUUACCUUUACUUUAGCAAGAAAACUGUAAAUAACUCUAAUUUAACACUAUACUUUAUGUUGUUGCUUUUGCAUAUGGAUCAAACUAGGCCCAUUCAGACUGUCUUCGUGUUAUUCUUACUUCUAGAUCAUUAUAUGUACAAUCAAGGUGAUAUGACUUAAAACUCAUCCUCAUGGUUUUUAUACAUGGUUUUUUUUAUAUGUGAAAGAAAGUCAACUAAAAUUGGAAAUUUCCUUCAUGUGCAUAAAAGCAUUUGAAAUUAGUGUAAAACUCUGCUGAUAUACAGUAAGUCCUCUAUUUACGUCGUACCGAUUUACGUCGUUUCGGAUUAACGUCGCUAAUGUUUGAGUACUCAUGUUUCAAUUUAAGUUGUCGCCGAUUCACAAUAACGUCGUUUACAGUGACCGUAAAUCUUUAUUUUAACAAAAACACCGUAUAUAAUUCGUUUAUAAUUCUUUGUUUCCUUCGGUAAUUAAUUUAUGCUAUGUAGUGUAAGCUACAUGUUCACCGCCUUAUCUUAUCAUACAUCAUAAGGGACGCUUCCUGCUCUCCGCUGCUCUCCGCGUGGUGAUGCAAUACUACCAGCCCGCCCGCUCGGCCACACACGUAUCUCGCACGUAGAAGUGUUAUCUACUUCCCGCAACGACACAGCAUUUUCUCCUACCCCUUUUCGUCCAACUCCUUGGCACUUCAGUAGAGGUGUAAAAGUAACUAAAAAAAGUGUACCCGUAUGUAUUCGUUACUAUAACAAUUAGUACUCGUUACUUUCGUAUCGUUACUUGUUACUUCUGAUACCGCAUAACAUGCUAUGUUAUGUAACAGCAACGAAUCGAGUCGUAUUUUGUACGCGUACAGUAUGACGUCGCGUAAAUAAUAAUAAAUCGAAUAUAAACAAUUAAAAGUAUUUGAUAAUUAACAGCUUUUGUUAACCAAGAAACAAUAAAAUCUCAUUAGAGCAGCUUUAUUUUAAUAUCUCUUUUAAGAUAAGAACAAAAAACGUGAAAAUACGCGAUAAUAAAAAACAAAAACAUACCGUACAUAUUUAUAAUUUGUAAAAAAUACUUUCUUACGUUGUUUCUGUUCCAAUCUCAAACUUUGUCUACACACACAAUAUCUUUAAUAAACAGUAAAAAACUUGGACGACGAAUUUCCAAAUUAUACUUUUCUUAAUAAACAAACAUCGUUCUUUGUACAGAAUAAGCGCGCGCAUGCGUAAAACAUACGAAAAAUGCGAGUAACGAAAUGCAUUCGUGUGUAACGUUUCGUUACUCGUUACUAGAUGCCGCACCCGUUACUCAGUAACGAAUACAUACGGUUUGCUACAGCUCUACACUUCAGUCGCUAUGAUAUCAUUGAGUUGGCCGGAGUUUUAAACGUGCCGUUGUUAACUUUAUCGUGAUUAAAUGCGUUUGUAGUAGGCCUACAGUAUCAGCUCACUGCAAUUUAUGAUUUUUUCUUCAUAAGAUGUCUUCCAAACGACUAUAUAUCUGUUUUUAUAUUUCAAUCAAUAAAGGCAAUAAAGCAGCUGGUUAAAUAACCAUUCUAUAAAGCUGAGAAGUACUAGUUGGACUUGUUUCCCACGCUGUCGGUUGUCAUUUGCUGAUAAAAUUGCCCGUUGUCACGUCUGUGUGCCAGCGCUUCCGGCCGGCCGGUGGCAUGAAACAUGGCUCAUUUUGCGUCGUUUCUAUUUACGUCGCGGUUUUCAGGAACGUAACCCCGACGUAAACCGAGGACUUACUGUAUUAUAUUAUCAUAAUAUCAUAUGAAUUAAAAAAAAUACAUAUAACUUUUGUCAGUUUGCAACAUCUGCAUUUGUAAUGAUGUUUGCUCAUCCGUACACCAUGUACAAUUUGUAAUUAUUUUAUGGCACUUUACAGAAGUAGUUGCAGGUUUUUUAAAAUUUGUUUUGUAUAUACAUUGUAAUAAAUAGGUACUAUUUUGUUAAAGUAAUUGUAUAUUUAUUAGCAUUAGCUUAAAUGUAAAUAAGAAAGAAUAUUUGGAUUGUGAGGGAAAUUUUGCAUUUAAAGUUUUGCAAAUUUUUUUGCAAAUUGUAGUCUUGAAUGCUGAAGUAUCCUUAUUAACCUAUGUAAAAAUUAUUUAUUGAUUGGAUGAUUUUUUAAAUAUAAUUUGAGGGACUGUAGCCGUUGUUGCAAGAGUUAUUGUAUAUGGUAAUUAUUUAAUAGUUCAACAUUUAAAACAAUCAAAUUUUGGAGUUUCAUUUUUUUGAAAUUUUUGUGGAAAAAAGCACAUGAAUGUGUGAUGCAGUCUGAUUGCUUGUCGUCUGUUGGCUCAGUGAGGGUUGGCAGUCGUGUUUCUUGCAUUGAUGUGUGUUCACGGUGCAAUUCACGUUUACUUGAUAAACAUUCAGUGAUUAGCUAGGAAUGCACUGUCUCACGUACCUUAGAGUAGCUGCAAUCAUGGUAGCGCAGGAGAUUUUCGGAGUGCCUUUGACAUUGCUGGUGGCGAUACAACUUUGUAGCCACAUUUUCCGUAGCAGUCAAACAUGAUUGAGUUUUGAGUAUGGAAUAGUUUCAAAGGUUUUUGAAGGGAUGGCUUUUGACAGUAUAAGAUCGAGUGAAGCCCUGUAUUCCUACACUUUUGGGAGAAAGGCUACUUCUCUUACUGUAUCUUGACAAUGGGGUUACAGAGGCUGAGUACCUGUCCCUUACCUGGUUCAGUUCCUGAUAAGAUAAUAGGUAUAUAACAUAUACCGAAUUCACCUGAAAAUAAGACUAGAGUUUUUUUUUUUUGAAAGUCCACCCAAAAAUCGGGGAUCAUCUUAUAACCAACAGCAAACUAUUUCAACAAAUAUUUAGGUUAGGUAGUCUAUUUACUAUGCCAUGCAAUUAUUAUAAUUUUCUAAUAUUAAAACGAAUAGUUUAUUAUCUGUAUUCAAUUCAAUUUUGAAUACUAAAACUUCGAAACAGCAAAUAUUCAGUCGUUUGCAAAUACGGCUGUACGGGUCCUCGAAAGUCUGCAAACAUUUCGGGAUCACGGUAGAUUUUAUCGUCGGGUGGGAACAAAAUUUCCACAUGAUUUUUGUUAUGUUUUAGGGUUAUUUAUGUGGAGAUUUUUACUACAUCUGGCCACGUAAAUUUUGAGAAGACUAAUGUAGUAAAGCCCGGAUUUAACAUAGUAAUUCGGAACCAUUACUAACGCCCUCGUUACAGAUAAAGUAUUUUACUGAGAAGAGAGCCUGGAAGGUCGGGCGGCAGGUUUUUAAAAAUAGAAAAAUAGAAAAAUAGAAAAGUGGAAAAGUAGAAACUCGGCAUGCCAGCUCCGUGAUUAGUUUUCUUCAGAACAGGGCGGCGAAGAGAAAAAACUUGUAUAGAUAUCAUGGAAAACAUCUAAUUGCUCACUCACAGCAGACUCCUAAAGCCUAACAACCUACAACAACAUUUUUCUGGUGGAUAAUACACAGUGAACGAUGACCGGAUGCAGGCCCACACACACACUCCUCGCACAGUGACAGCUCAGGCAAUUAUCUUGUCACAGUGGCCCAAAAAAGUCACACUAAGAGGGGGGGAAAACUUUGCAUCUUUUACCAAGCACACAUACAAUGAACAGAAAAAGAGAGGAACAUUCUAAGCAGCUUCUGUGUUCCUACAGUUUAGUUAUAAAAGCCAAAAUUAUAAUCCAUAAAUGUUAAUAUAUGUUAACUUGAAUAAUGAUUUAUUUUCACGUAUUGAAAAAUAUAAAUAAAUUAGUUUAAAAUUUCUUUUAAACUUACAGCAUAUUUAACUAUAGAUUAAAACGGCUCACUGUACAUUCUUUUUAAACCCAACCUCUCGAAGUUUCUUUAUACUUACAGCAAUUGCCUUACAUAUUCACCUUGAACUGUUUAUUAUUUUUUCUUUUUUUUUUCUUUUUCAGAACCUAUUGUAAUUACCAUGAUCCAUGACAAAUGAUUCUUUACAUUUUCCUUUCAAAAACAUUUUACCUAUAGUAAUUGUAGCUGACUUAAAGCACUUAACCUAACCAACCUUUCACUUUAGUAAUAUUUAUCUAACUUCUCAGAUUUACUUUUUCUUUCAAUAUGAUUUUUGUUAUGUGAAAAAAUAUUUUUAGUGGGAUUCUAACUCCUGCUAUUCAAAUUCGAUAUUCGUAUUCGUAUUUGAUUCAAACUAAAAUACUAAUACUCGCGCCAGUGGUGAAUAUAGGUUAUAAUUUUGGUGAUGGCCAGUAUGACCAAGCUUACCAUGAUUUGUGUUUUUUAUUAUUUUGUGAUUUUUUAAGUGACUGUCAUUCAGUGAUUAAGGAUGGUUUUCAGGGGGGGUUUAAGCAAAGUUUUGUGACUUAACUAUAUAGGUAUUACUAUUAUUUCUUUUUAGUUUUCAGUAAAUUUUUAUAACAACUAAUGCUUUAUUAUAUGAUAGCGCAUUUUUUUUUUAACACACAUGUAUUUAACAUUUAAUUGUAUUCACAUUAAUAUUUUUUCUUCACUCCCAUUACUUUUUUACUAACUUAAUGUAUUAAAUUUUUUAAAUUUUUUUUUUUUGCUCUGGUUCCAACAAUCCAAUAAUGUAAAUUUUGUACAACAGAAAAGAAUGUUGGUUUAUUAUUUUUGAGCUAUAAAUACGGUGUCAUAAAGUGACUAUAUUAAAAAAAAAUUGAAGUUUGCCUUUUUAUGUAUAGUUUACAAAACGAAGUCCAGAUUUCUUGGUACACUAUCAAACUUGUAAAGAACUUCUUCAUCGCUUAUUUUAAUGUCUCUAUGGAUCGAAAUCAGUGCUAGUCCAUUAAGCUUACUUUACAAUGUGGUAUUUCUUAAGUAAGUGUUCAAUAUUCUUAAACUUGAGAAGCUUCUUUCCACGGUUGCAACAGAAACAAGCAGAACUAGGAGUAUUUUCAAGGGAAUAUAAAUAUUAGGUAAGAAAGUGUUGUUACACUUUUCUAAAGAACUAAUAGCUGUUUUUGGAAGAUUUUCAGAUUUGUUCCGACUCCACUUUUCAUUCCACUACAUAAACUCAUUUUGUAUGACCUCUUUAUGUGACAAAUCUUCUUCGUAGAAAUUGAAAGCAUUUUCCAAUGAAUUAAAAUAUGUUUUGGAAGGAUGUGUUGUAACAAUUCCAUUUUUUCCUUGUGAGAUUCAAAGCGUUCCUUCAGUGAAUUACAAAAAUCAUCGAGGUAAGUUACAUAAUCAGCUCGUCGAUAGUAUUCUUAUUCUUUUCUGUAAGGGACCUUGUUGCAUGCUGUUUGAAGAUGAUAAACUCAUGGAAUCUCUUUUUUAAUGUCGCGUUUUGUAGCGAAUUCCUUUACUUGAGCAUACAGGAUUUUAAAUUUGUCAUUAGCAUUUACCCUUUGCUUCUACAGCAGAUCUAAGACACUUGUAACAUUUGCUAUGGUAACUUAUUAGUAGUUUGACAGCAUCCGGCUUGGAAGAAAAAGAUUGACAAGACAUUGAAAUUAUCUGAUGGAACUACUUAGCAUGUGCCUUAGGUGCUUAGUCACUUGCUUCUUCAUCUAUGUAUUUUCAAAAGAGAGAAGAGAAUUGGUUUCAAAAAUAUCUUUAAAUGAAAGCACCGAGUCGUGCCUUUUCACCCAUUGUGUUUCACAUAGUGAAAUAUGUUUAUUUUUUUCUUUUCAGGACAGCAGUUGGCUAUUUUUGAUUUCAGUAGUUCAGUUAUUUUAGCUGGAAUAUGGAAGAAUCCGCAGACUUCUUUGAUAACAAACAUACAAUAAAAUUUUUUGUAGAAGGAAUGUUACUUGCAUCCGACAAACACAAAUUUAGACUAUUUGAAGAACAAUGUGUAUACAAGGCCUGUGGUAGUUUCUUAUAGAAGCUUGUACCCUCUGAAUUGCCUCUCAUCGUGGCAGCACCAUCGUAUUGUUGAACUCUCAUUUUCUUUAAGUCAAGUCCUAAACUUGACAAGGUCUCUAACACUGGGUUAGCUAAGCCUGCUCCAGUAACAUCAUAAACAAAGACAAAUGUUCAGAAAUUUUCUCUAAUUUUGUAUGAUUGGUCUUCAGCAUACUGUACACAAAGAGAAAACUGUUCUAUGUGGCUAAUGUCAGUGGUUACAUCUGCUAAAGUAGAAUAAAAAAUAUACUUUGAUUGGAUUAAAUGACCAAAUGUGUUAUUGAGCUCGUUUUGAAUAAAAGAACUUGUGUACAUGCUCCUCCCACCACUGUUCAUCAAUUGGUCUUUAAGGUCAUUAUCUCCAUUGUUAGCUCUGUAUCUCAGCAGUGAUCGAAAAUUUCCAUAAUUUUUCUGGCUCUUCUAAGCCUAUUUGUCCACCAUCAUAAUGACAUCUUACUGCUAUUCUACCUUCCACGAAAUCUCAUAGUUUGUAUUAUAGGGAUCAGUCUUUUUCUGUUUUUAUCGAUAUCCAAUCUUCUAGGAGCAUUGACUUGAUUGAUAACUCUCUCAGUUUUUUUUUGUAACAGUGGAUUUUAUGUUUUUGACAGUCAAAACUGAUGUUUUAUAUGUGCAAUUUUCAUGUUUACGAAACAUUUCCUCGGAUUUUUUUUUUUUUUUUUUCCAAAUUACUAAAGGCCUCUGUUAUUAAUGCCCUUUUUUACUUGGUGAUCUCCUUUUCAUACACUUUUGAAGUCAGAAAAUGUUUCUUCAGAAUAUGUUAACCACUCAAAUUCUAGUCGUUUCAUUUGGAAAGAUCUAGUGUGGUUUGAAUGGGAACUACUAGAAGUAGAAGGAAAUUUGUAUACAGGUUGAGCUUUCUUAACAUUUUCUACAAGUGAAAUUUUCUCUUCAUUUAUUAACGAAUAACGAGUGAACGAAAUUGCUUCGAAAAUAGUUUCCAAUACCAUAAAUAUUUUUUCUUACUUGGUUGAAGUCCCCUGCAAUUGGGUCUGGAUCAAUGUUACUGGUAUUUGCGACACAAAAAAAAACAUUGUUAUUGGCAGAGUCAACUCCAGCACUGUCACUAACAGUGCUGUCACUGUCACCUACACUCUGUUUCUUUGUAAAAAAAAUGUUUUGACUAGAGGCUUGUCUCUUCAUUAUGAAUGCAGUUGAAUUAACAACAAAUUAAGAUUCCCUAACAGCAAAUGCAGAUGAUCACAGAUACACAGCUAUUCAAAAAGCUCACUGACUAAACAAACAGAGCUACAGAUAAAAUAACUUGACAGACAAGCAGAUAAAACUUUUAACCUGCUAAUGUUAUUCCAACUCGGUUUUCUAAAUGCGUGUCUGCCAUGAUGCCACUAGCACAACCUAGUACACGCAAGGUAAACUAGCCCUUAAAGCUUCUGCCUUUUCUCUCCAGAGCUACUGCUGAAAUGCAAAAUGACAUAAUAUAAACAUUGACUGAACACUCGGGGGUUGUCGGAAAUAAAUACGCAAAGAAGAAAAUUAAUAGCUAUUAAGAAAAGGGCGAAAAUUGUUUGUUGAUUUGUCACAUUAUUAAUUUGUUGCAUUGUAUUUAAUGCUACACAAAUGACGUUGCCAUUGUGCGCGCACAGAAAUAAAAA